Molecule: messenger RNA, 2105 nt
Organism: Boleophthalmus pectinirostris (great blue-spotted mudskipper)
Lineage: Eukaryota; Metazoa; Chordata; Actinopteri; Gobiiformes; Gobiidae
Gene: ppt1
Product: palmitoyl-protein thioesterase 1 (ceroid-lipofuscinosis, neuronal 1, infantile)
Exons: 10
Coding region: 129-1043 (304 amino acids)
Biological process (GO): protein depalmitoylation; receptor-mediated endocytosis
Cellular component (GO): lysosome
Molecular function (GO): palmitoyl-(protein) hydrolase activity
Source: RefSeq, a predicted model, not a curated record
GGUAAUGUUUUGGAGUUUAAAAACGUUUUCUUUUAUUUUUUAUCUUAAUUUAACACAAGACAAUCUUAUUAUAGCAUUUUUAUCGUGUUAAAUAAUUUCCUGAUUUAUAGUUAUGUUAUUUUACAGUCAUGGCGGCGUGUUUCGUGUAUUUUCUGGCCACUGUUUCUUUGCUGUUUGUAGAAGGAAGUCCAGUUUUUAAACCCAACAAUGAAACAACUCCAGUGGUCCUUUGGCACGGGAUGGGUGACAGCUGCUGUAACCCUCUGAGCAUGGGCUCCAUCAAGAGACUGAUCGAGCAGCAGAUCCCCGGAGUCUACGUCCUGUCACUCAUGAUCGGGAAGAAUGUUAUCGAAGACACUGAAAAUGGCUUCUUCAUGGAGGUGAAUGAGCAGGUCGCGAUGGCGUGUGAAAAACUGGCCAAGGACCCGAGGCUGCAGGGAGGGUACAAUGCCAUGGGCUUCUCCCAGGGGGCGCAAUUUCUGAGAGCAGUGGCCCAGCGCUGUCCAAAUCCUCCAAUGAAGACGCUCAUCUCUGUGGGAGGACAGCACCAAGGAGUGUAUGGAUUUCCCAGGUGUCCAGGAGAAACAUCUAAAAUCUGUGACUUCAUCCGUGAAGCUUUGAACGCCGGAGCCUACCGCGACUGGAUUCAGAAACAUCUCGUCCAGGCGGAAUACUGGCAUGACCCUCUGAAUGAAGACCUCUAUAAGGAACACAGCCUGUUUUUGGCCGAUAUCAAUCAAGAGAGGGUGGUGAAUGAGACUUACAAGAAAAACCUGCAGCAGCUGGAGAAGUUUGUGAUGGUGAAGUUCCUAAAUGACAGUGUGGUGGACCCUGUGGAUACUGAGUGGUUUGGGUUCCUGAAAAUGGGUCAGGCCAAAGAGACAGAGACACUGCAGGAGAGCGUGAUCUACAAAGAGGAUCGUUUGGGGCUCGCCGCCAUGGACAAAGCCGGAAAGUUGGUGUUUCUGAAAACGAAAGGAGACCACCUCCAAUUCACGAGGGAGUGGUUCAUCGAAAACCUGCUGCCUUUCCUACGAUCUUAGAAAGUGUCACGUUAAAUUAACACAUAUCAUUACGAAUCAUUACAUCUGGACACAAAUUACUAGUCAAAAUACUGUAACAACAUUGCUGGGUAAAAACACUGAACGUUGCACUUUUAUUUUGGCUGAAGCAGGUUUAGGCAUUAUGCUGAACUGAUUUGAACUGUAAACGUGCAUAUGACAGGUUAGACCACUUAUUUCACCAAAACAUAGUUAACAUCAUUAUAUUUGGUACUAAAAAUCUUCCCUAUUUUCAUUAGGAGUUUAAAUUUUGGUGAAGUGUAUUUUUACUUCCUGGCUGGAUAAGGGCACCGAACAGUCUUCCUUGUGCAUUAACUCUCUCUGCAUUUUGUAUGAAGUUUUCUGCGUUGAUCACAUAGACGGAGGGAUUCUGCUUUAGAACUCAGCCCUACUUCCUAUAUUUGUGUACUUCUCUCUCUCUUUUUUUCCACAAACUUCCACUUAACUGAUAUAAAACUAUGAUAAAUAUUGACCACAAAUACUAUCCACCAAACCAAAUCAGAAAAACAUGAAAACCUGUCAUAUGCACUUUAAAGAUGCACUGUAUAACUUCUGGAGAGUUUUGUUUCACAGUAUGGCAUUAAGCUUUCCUAUCUCCAUGGAAACCAGUAGGUUGUGCCACCAGGCCAAGUUACCGUUUAGAUCUGUGGAGAGAGAGAGAAGACCCUGCUGCUCUUAGUAAGAAUGCAUGUUUGUCAAGGUAUUUCUGUGCAGUAAAAACACCUAAAUGAUUAAAUGCUUUGCCAUGGAGAAGCAGACCACUCACCCUCCACCACAAAAGUUACAUCUUUAAUUUUCCUUUUUGGGGUCCAAUGAUGCUACAAUCUUCUGCAAUUACGACCACUAACACAGCAGCCAUUUUGAAUACAUGCUUUUAUUACAGUUGUUAGUUUUUAUGUUCAUGAUAUUUUGUUUUUAAUUUUAGCUAAUGAAGUGGAAUUAUGGAUUGAAUGGAUGAUUAAGAAUGUGAGAUAAUCUGAUGUUAUGUAUAGCUUUUAUGCUUUAAAAUGCUUUUGUUGAAAUUUAAUAAAAUGUAUAAACAUA